GCUGCUGCACUUUUUUGUCCAUUUCAACAACAUCUCAUUUCCCGCCUAUUUCGGCGCCUAAGUUCUCAUUUUUCGAACGAAAUUUGUAUCCUUUUCAACGGAACACUGCUCUUUUUAUUAAUGGGUAAUGAUGGAUAAAACUCACAAACUUGCAAUUAUUAUAUCAAUGUGUGCAUUUAUUUUUAGUAUCUUCUUCACUAUAAUCGCUGGAUUCUCCGAGUACUGGGCUCGCGCCGAGGUUAUCGACACUAGAAAAUUCCAACACGCGGGCUCAGUUCACACUGGCGUUUUUGCGGGAAACCGAGAGAUUGACUUUGGACAGGGAGAUGUAAACACUCGAUUUACAGUGUUCAAUGAGCUACAAGAAGGCACCUCAUUCUUCUCUCGAACUGUUUGGAUAUUCUUUUUAUUUUUUGAAUCGAUGUCCUUGAUUUGGUCGAUGAUUGGAGUGGUGACAUGUGUAUUUUCAAUGACGUCAUUGGCUUUGGACAUUUCUGUAGCAGGUCCAAAUGGAAUUUAUUUGUGGAGUUUAUUAUCCUCUGUAUCUCACGGAGGAGCCCUCGCCCUCUUCUACUCCCAAUUUCAAUCCAGCUUCAAAAUUUCGAUGCUCCUGGAGGAACACCACGACAUUGGCUUCACAACUUUCAAUCAAGCCAGCCUCUCAUACGCAUUUUAUAUGUCACUUUGUGGUCUUGUUGCCCUAUACAUUCCACCAUUGACUCUGGUGGUUUUUACAGAAAAAUUGACUAUUCGUGAGCGCUCGAAGACUCCCAAUAAUUUCGAUCCAACGGUUAUGUUGUAUUAA
Caenorhabditis elegans is the source of this 805-nucleotide messenger RNA. RefSeq names its product LMBR1-like membrane protein (gene Y67D8C.22). Gene Ontology annotation, biological process: sensory perception of sound. The record is from RefSeq and is marked reviewed. Gene Ontology annotation, cellular component: membrane. NCBI's taxonomy places the organism in Eukaryota, Metazoa, Nematoda, Chromadorea, Rhabditida, Rhabditidae. Bases 128 to 805 code for a protein of 225 amino acids. The transcript is spliced from 4 exons.